This is a messenger RNA of Entrophospora candida, 2086 nucleotides long. Lineage: Eukaryota; Fungi; Glomeromycota; Glomeromycetes; Entrophosporales; Entrophosporaceae. The record is from the annotation of a GenBank genome assembly.
AUGGAAAAACAUUAUGAGAAUGAGGAGAGUGAAGCGUCGGUAGAAAAAGAAGAAAGAGAAAAGGUAAUAAUAAUACCUAAAAGGAGAAAAUUACAACUCGUGUGUUCUGAUUCAGAACAAGAGGAGAAGGAGCCAAACUUUACCGUUGAAGGUAUUAUUAAAAUAAAUAAUUUUUUUUUUCCAAAUGAAAAGCAAUCUUUAUUGUAUAAACCAAAUUAUAACAAAAUUCUCAAAAAUGAACUUGAACACGAGCCUAAACUAUCAACCCAAUCAUCUGCUCCAAAUAAAAUGGAAGAUGAUCUUAGUGAACUCGAACUCGAACCAUUAAAAAAGAAAAGAUCUAGACAACCUAAAUCAUCCACUUUAAAUAAAAAGAAAGAUGAUAACGGCGAACUUGAAGAUGACUCUAAACCACCAGCGAAAAAAAGAUCUAGAAAAACCAAAUCAUCCACUCCAAAUAAAAAUAAAGUUGAUAGUGAUGAACUUGGUACAAAAAAGAGACCCAAACAAACUAAAUCAUCUGCAAAAAAAAAGAACGAUGAGGAUAUUAUUGAUAGUGAUGAACUUGGUGAGCUUGAAGAUGACUCUAAACCGCCAGCAAAAAAAAGAUCCAGACAAACUAAAUCAUCUACUCCAAAGAAAAAGAAUGACGAAGAUAUUAUUGAUGGUGGUGAACUUAAAGACGAUCUUAAACCAUCAACAAAAAAGAGACCUAAUCAAAUUAAAUCAUCUCCUACUAAAAAAAAGAAUGAAGAAGACAUCAUUGAUAGUGAUGAACUUGGUGAACUUGAAGAUGACUCUAAACCACCAGCAAAAAAAAGAUCCAGACAAACCAAAUCAUCUACCCCAAAGAAAAAGCAUGACAAAGAUAUUAUUGAUGAUGGUGAACUUGAAGACAACACUAAACCAUCAUCAAAAAAAAGACCUAAACAAACUAAAUCAUCUCCUACUAAGAAAAAGAAUGAUGAAGAUAUCAUUAAUAGUGAUGAACUUAGUGAAGUCGAAGACGAUCCUUUACCAUUAAAAAAGAAAAGAUCUGGACAAACUAAAUCAUCUACUCCAAAGAAAAAAAAUGACGAAGAUAUUAUUGAUAGUGAUGAGCUCGGCGAAUUUGAAGACGACCCUAAAUCAUCAAUGAUGGAAGGAUCUGGACAAACUGAAUCAUCUAUUUCAAAUAAAAAGAAUGACGAUAGUGAUGAACUUAGUGAAGUCGAAGACGAUCCUAUACCAUUAAAAAAGAAAAGAUCUGGACAAACUAAAUCAUCUACUCCAAAGAAAAAAAAUGACGAAGAUAUUAUUGAUAGUGAUGAGCUCGGCGAAUUUGAAGACGACCCUAAAUCAUCAAUAAAGGAAGGAUCUGAACAAACUGAAUCAUCUAUUUCAAAUAAAAAGAAUGACGAUAGCGAUUCACUUAGUGAAUUUGAAGAUGAUCCUAUACCAUUAAAAAAGAAAAGAUUUAAACAAACUAAAUCAUCUACCCCAAAGAAAAAGAAUGAAGAAGAUAUUAUUGAUAGUGACGAACUUGGUGAAUUUGAAGACAACCCUAAAUCAUCAAUAAAGGAAGGAUCUGGACAAACUGAAUCAUCUAUUCCAAAUAAAAAGAAUGACGAUAGCGAUGAACUUAGUGAAGUCGAAGACGAUCCUAUACCAUUAAAAAAGAACAGAUCUGGACAAGCUAAAUCAUCUACUCCAAAGAAAAAGAAUGAUGGUGAUAAACUUGAAGAUAAUCCUAAACCAUCAACGAAAAAAAAGCCUCGAAAAAAUAAUGACAAAUCAUCAAACAACAAUAAAGAAGAAAUAACAAUUAAAAAUUUGAAAUCCUUUAUUGUAAAAUGUGGAGUUCGUAAAAUCUGGUCCAAAGAGUUGGCAGGAUGUGAUGAUACAAAAAGUCAAAUUAGGAAAUUAAAAAAAAUUCUCGUGGAAUUAGGGGUGGAGGGACGACCAACAAACGAAAAAUGUAAGAUAGUAAAAAAUCAUCGUGAUCUAGAAGCAGAAUUGAAAUCAAUGGAUAUUGACAACAUUAUUUCUGAUGAUGUUAAAGAAUCAAGGAAAGCACGAGCGUCUAUGGGACCAUUUAAUCUUACUG